UUAUAUACGACUUUCCCUUCGCUCUGCUUGGUUCGAGCCCGACUAACACGCAUGCUUGAAACACUUGCCUGGAACAUCGCUAAGAAUUUUCUAUUUAUAGUGGGCAACACUUCUGUAGAACAUAACGUCUACUACAGCGUGUAGUAGAGCCGGUGACAACUCCUCUCUCUCCACAGAGAUCAUCCUCUUCGUUGCACGUGAUUGUUUUUUUUUUUUUUUUUUUGCACGUCGAACCGAUUUUUUUCCUUUUCCUCCUUUUAUUUUUCGUUUAUUUAUUACUUCCUUAAACUGGAAGAAUUCGAAAUUAAUAGUAACUCUAAGAAAAUGUCAAAGAAAAAAGGGAAAUUUAAAACUUCCCUAACGGACGAGAAUAUACCUAAGACGAAUUUUAAUUCGCUGAAUAGGUUUCAAUUGUCUUUAUUGAACAGUGGUCUGUUACCCGCUGCAGAAGCCGAAAAAGCUGAAGGAUUAUUGCCUUCUAAACCCAUGGAGUUUUCUAAGUUUGCCAAACACGUUGGUCUCUUAAGAAAAUACGACGUGUUGCUCCGCAUCGAAUUCCAGGUUGCAACCAAAGGAGAAUCUCACAGCAUCAGGCAUGCUAGUAAAGAAGCCAAUGAAAUUAAAAAUUCACAUAAAAAACUUCUACCAUAUGAUUACAAUCGUGUUGUUCUGGAAAAUUUACCUGGUGUUCCUGAUUCCGAUUAUAUAAAUGCAUCGUACAUAGACGGUAUAUUAAAACCAAACGCAUAUAUCGCUACACAAGGUCCAAGUGAUGAAACGACAGCUGAUUUCUGGAGGAUGGUUUGGGAGAAGAAUACUUACAUUAUCAUCAUGUUAACUAAAGUUUUUGAUUUUAUUAAGGUGAUGUGUGUACAGUAUUGGCCCAUGGAUGCAGAACAUCCGGAAACAUACGGAGACGUAGAGGUUCAUUUGAUAAAAGAAGAUAUGGCAGCCAGUUUCUGGACUAGAAAAUUCAGAUUAAAAAAGGGGGAAGAAGAAAGGGAAAUCCACCAGUUACACUUUACUAACUGGCCAUCUCAUACAUGCCCCUUUUCAACUACUCUUCUAGAAUUUCGAAGGAUUGUUCGCCUUUACAUGAACCAACAUACCGCUAUGGGACCUGUCGUGGUACAUUGCAACGAUGGAUGCGCUAGAACUGGUACAUACAUCUGUAUCGAUGCCAAUUUGGAAUUAGCAGAAGAAGAUGGUAUGUACGACGUGUUUAAUUAUACUAAAAGGUUGAGACAAGCACGAAAAGGAAUGGUAGAGAGCGUCGAGCAUUAUAGAUUCAUUUAUGAGGUUUUGAUGGAGGCUCACGAAUAUGGUAUAACCUGGUUUCCUGUGAGCGAAUUAACUCAGAGAAUGAAGCAAAAAUCUAUAAAGAGUCCAAUAACUAGACAGAACGAAUAUCAGAGAGAAUAUAACAAAAUCGUUAAGAAAAUCUCCAAAUUUACCAUUGGAGAUUGUGCUGGAGGGCACAGGAUAGAGAACAGAGAUAAGAAUCGAGAUAUAACUACGGUACCGCCGGACAAUUUCCGACCUUAUUUGACUACAUUCCAAAGUAAUGAAACAACCGAUUAUAUCAACGCAGUCUUUGUUGAUGGUUAUUUGAGGGCUAGAGAAUUUAUUGUUACCGAAUGGCCCGCAUUGAGGACCGUACCCGAUUUCUGGUCUCUUGUGUACGACCAUGAUUGUAGCUGCAUCGUACUACUAGCAAAUCCUCCUCCGUCUAACAACUAUCCAAUGUUUUGGCCAGGGGAGAGAGAAAAGAGGAAGAAAUUUGGUCCAGUCUUCACUAUUGACGUCGUAUCGUUUAAUCACUAUUCGAAUAUUAAAUCUUGGAUAUAUCGAGUUACUAAAAAGGUCGUUUCUUUAACGGAAUUGAUGGCCGGAGUGAAAGGGGAUACAAAAACGACACAGUUGUUUCAAAUCACAUGUUGGCCACCCGGUCAUAAAGUCCCUACGUCGACCAAUGCUAUAGUUGAGGUGAUGAAUAUGGUGGAGAGAUGGAGACAGAGAACGAGUUAUGGCCCCGUAGUGGUGGUGUCCACAAACGGUAAAACAAGAUGCGGUGUUUACUGCGCGGCUAGUUUCGCUAUCGAACAGGUGAUAGAACACAACGAAGUAGACGUAUUCGGAGCAGUCAGAACAGUAAGACGUCAUCGUCCUCAGCUGGUGGAGAAUAUGACUGAAUACAAGUAUUGCUACGAUUUAGUACUGCAUUACGUUUUAAACUAUUUGCAUCAAGAAUGAAGAGGAUAGCGAAUCCUUCGUCGAUUCGUCUGUUGAGUUAAUCUGCCUCGGAGAACGCAGAUCUCUGUUAAUAGUGUAUCGCGUUUGCACAUCAUGAGGGGUAGAUAAACGCAAAAAUCUGCGAUACUAAAAGCAAAUAUAUCUUCCCAAAUUACCCUAUCUUAUCCAUCGUCCUUUAAACACAAGAAGGAAUACUAGAAGUGGAGUAAUGAGGAGAACACGGCAAUAACAAUGGCGGUUAACACUAUAAUUAACAACUGCCACGUGUCAUAAUCGUGACUUCAGGUAUUUUUUUCUCUUUUUUUUUUACAUAUAUUUAUUAGUGUUUUUCGCACACACUCUAACACAAUAGAAUGCACAUGCUUUACUUAGUUAUCACACAAACACUACACACAUAUACGAACUCACACAUACACACACACACAAACAACACAAGAAAAUUUCCAGUUUAUCAUCUCUUACUCUGUCAUAUCCCACGAGUACAAAAUACAAGUAAGUGUAUGUGCAUCUGCUAUUGGUACACGCAGGUAUAAUUUUAUAAGAGAGAAAAAUGAUGUCUUGAAGAGUAAAUAAGUAAAUUGUAUAUCAUGAAAUAUAAAAAAAAAACGGAUGGAAACCAUAUCAAGGAAUGUUUAUAAAAAUUAAAAAAAAUAAUAAAAAAAUACGACACUUUAUCGUUUGAUGAAGAUGUAUUUUGUGGAAUCGCUAACGAAUAGCGACCUUUUCCAAUAUUUUGUCCUACCAGAGAGAGAGAAUGUAUAUAAAAUUAUCGUUAUAUACCGUGUUAAAUGUUGAAAAAUAACGAAACAAAUUCGAAAGAAUCGAAAAAAAAAAAAAAUUGAUUUGGAUAGUUUGUAUGGAUGCCAAUGUAUAGUGUACGUUGGAAUAAAACAGUUUUAUAGUUACAGAUGGUGCAUCAAGGUCUGAUCUCACGCGUACUCGUAAAAAUGGAUCGCGUGUUUAUCUUAAUUAAACUGGAGAAAAACGCACAGUUUCAUUUUUAAGACGUUUACAUCUGUUAAAAGAAUGGUUAUUUUUAAACUUAUCCGGCAAUGAAAUUUAUUCUUGCAUUUCAACUUUAAAUAUUUUAUCACGAACAACCAUACCGGGAAGAAACAAAGCAAAAACAAAAAAAAAAAAACAUCCAAUUUUAAGUGUUCAAUAC
Molecule: messenger RNA, 3418 nt
Organism: Centruroides sculpturatus (bark scorpion)
Lineage: Eukaryota; Metazoa; Arthropoda; Arachnida; Scorpiones; Buthidae
Product: receptor-type tyrosine-protein phosphatase kappa-like
Exons: 16
Coding region: 325-2253 (642 amino acids)
Biological process (GO): protein dephosphorylation
Molecular function (GO): protein tyrosine phosphatase activity
Source: RefSeq, a predicted model, not a curated record